AUGCUCGAUGCAUUCUCGACCCAGAUGCUUGCUGCUCACAAUGCAGUGAGGGCAAGGCACCGCCUCCCGCGACUGGCGUGGAGCAACAAGUUGGCUAACUAUGCUAAAUGGUAUGCCAACCAGAGGAGGAAGGACUGCCGGCUGGUGCAUUCGACGGGCGACUAUGGGGAGAACAUCUUUUGGGGUCAAGGGAAGCGAUGGAAGGGGACGGAUGCUGUCAAAGACUGGGCUGCUCAGGAGGCGUACUACGACUAUGGACGUGAUGCUUGUAUGGCGAAUCGGGACUGCUUGCACUAUACACAGUUGGUGUGGAGGAGUACUAGGAGAGUUGGGUGUGCUAGGAUCAAGUGUGCCAAUGGCGAUACCUACGUCGUUUGCGAGUAUGAUCCUCAUGGCAAUGUAAUUGGUCAAAGGCCAUACUGA
This is a messenger RNA of Linum tenue, 423 nucleotides long. The record is from the annotation of a GenBank genome assembly. NCBI's taxonomy places the organism in Eukaryota, Viridiplantae, Streptophyta, Magnoliopsida, Malpighiales, Linaceae.